AUGGCAUCAUUAGCUACCAUAAUACCUAUUUUCAGCAUUACCAGUUACUUCGUAAUCUUAAUCUUCGGAACAGUUGGAAACAUUCUAAACCUUACCACGUUACUAUCCAAAGAUUUCCGAACAAAACCAUGUCUGUUUUACAUGACAUGUGCCUCGUCACUCGAUUUAUUCUUCAGUAAUUUUGGUAUUAUACUUCGCUUUUCCACGGAACACUUUGGAAACAAUUCGAGUCUAAUCAAUCGUGGUGUUUGCAAAGCACGUGCGUAUUUUCUCGUUUGUCUGCCUGCAAUGGCAUCUACAUGUAUUCUAUUAGCAACAUUCGACCGGUGUAUAUCGACAUCAGCAAAUGCUCGCUGGCAACAACUUAGUUCAAUUUGGUUUGCUAAACGUCUAUUCAUCAUAACUAUGCUUUUUCUUUUGACUUCCAGUGUUUUUCAUUUGAUUAUAUUCGAUAUUCGAAACGGUGUAUGCGCACCGUCAUCUAGUUUCGAGACGAUUUUAGUCGCGGUUUAUGGCAAUAUCUUUGCUUUUCUUAUUCCUAAUGGUGGAGUAUUGUUUUUUGGUAGUUAUACAUGGAUUAAUUUGAGACAAUUAAGAAGUCGAGUCGAUCCAGUUUGUGUCUUAAAUACACAAUCACGAUCUGCUCGACGAAUGGAUCGACAAUUGUUCCGUUUAACAUUUGCACAUGCAUUAUUUUCGACUGUGCUGACUCUACAACGAGGUUUUACAUAUACAUACACUGUAAUUACUAGUUCGGCACAGAAGAGCGUUGAACGACAACAAAUCGAAUAUCUUAUUCUGCAAAUAAGCGUUAUUUUAUAUUAUAUGAACUUUGGUGUAGCUUUCUAUGUGAAUUACGCUUUCAGGCGAUGAUUUUAUUUCUUCUACGCGACUGAAAAACCAUUCAGCAAUUUUCAUCCCUGUUCAAUCACCGAUGGAAAUCUCAAGUUUCAUUCAAGUGGACAAUAUAUGACGUUCCAGAAAGCGAGAGUGUUUAACGCUGAAAAUAUGGCUCGAAAAAUCCUCAGAGCUGAAACACCUGGCAAGUGUAAAGUAUUAUAG
Messenger RNA from Adineta ricciae, 1062 nucleotides. Lineage: Eukaryota; Metazoa; Rotifera; Eurotatoria; Adinetida; Adinetidae. The record is from the annotation of a GenBank genome assembly.